Sordaria macrospora k-hell is the source of this 1785-nucleotide messenger RNA. RefSeq lists its product as uncharacterized. The record is from RefSeq and is a predicted model, not a curated record. Lineage: Eukaryota; Fungi; Ascomycota; Sordariomycetes; Sordariales; Sordariaceae. Gene Ontology annotation, biological process: glycerol catabolic process. Gene Ontology annotation, cellular component: cytosol. Gene Ontology annotation, molecular function: ATP binding; glycerone kinase activity.
AUGUCCACGCGCCACCUAUUUCCAUCACUGGACGGGCUUGUCCCCAAGGCUCUCCGCGGCAUCGUUGCUUCCAACCCUCGACUCAACCUAGACGAAGCCAACAAAGUGGUAUACGACUCCGAAGCACCUCGGUCCAAUGUCAGCAUUGUCAGUGGCGGAGGAUCUGGCCACGAACCUGCUUGGGCAGGUUACGUUGGCACCAACUUUCUCGCGGCAGCCGUAAUGGGAGAUGUCUUUGCUUCACCAAGCACCAAGCAGAUUCUGGCCGCGGUCGAGUCUGUGCCAUCCGACAAGGGCACUCUCCUUGUAAUUACGAACUACACAGGAGACUGCCUUCAUUUUGGACUCGCGGCGGAGAAGACCAAAGCCAAGGGCAACCCGUGUAAGAUGCUCAUCUGCGGCGAUGAUGUGUCGAUCGGGAAGAAGGGAGGCUCUCUGGUUGGAAGACGAGGCCUUGCCGGGCAAAUCGGUGUGCUCAAGGUUCUCGGCGCGGCAGCUGCUCAGGGGGCGACUCUGGAUGAGCUUUACGAUUUCGGUUCUGAAUUUGCCAACUCGAUUGUCAGCAUUUCUGCCACUCUCGACCAUUGCCACGUCCCGGGGAGGACCGAACACGGAGCCCUAGCAGAGGGCGAGCUUGAGCUGGGAACUGGACCACACAACGAGCCAGGCUACUGGAAGCUAUCACCAGCCCCUUCUGCCGAGGGACUCGUUCAGAAAAUCCUCAAGUACUGCCUGGACGAGACAGACCCUGAAAGAGGUUACGUCAAGUUCAACCCCGGUGACGAGACCGUCCUUUUGGUCAGCAACUUUGGCGGCAUGUCGAAUCUUGAGCUCGGCGGGCUCGUAGACGAGAUUCUCCAACAAUUGCUGAAAGACUGGAACAUCGAGCCAACUCGAGUGUACUCGGGAUGUCUAGAGACGUCACUCAACGCUCCGGCGUUCUCUGUUUCUAUCAUCAACAUCACUGCUGCCGCGGCUAACAGCGCCUACACCGUCGAUCAGAUCAAGGGCUUCUUCGAUGUCCAAACAGACACCGCAUGGGAAGCUGUUGCCGGAUACCAAAGCUACCCGCAGCGACGCAAGCGGGCCGAGCAGGUUGUCUCACCCCCAAAGGAGAUCAGGAGGGCAGUCGACGACUCCACAGACCUGAAGAUUGACCCAGCGUUGUUAGAAAGCAUGAUCAAGAGCGCCUGCAACGCAGUUUCAGCGGCAGAGCCUGAUCUUACAAAAUGGGACACGGUCAUGGGCGACGGCGACUGCGGUCUGACUCUCCAAACCGGAACCAACGCUCUGCUAGAUGCUCUCAAGACAAAGCAGGUUGCCGCCAAGGGCUCGGUGGUUGAGGUCCUGAACGAGUUGGAAGAUAUCGUCGAGGGCAAGAUGGGUGGGACACUGGGCGGUAUUCUCGGUAUCUUCUUCGUGUCGCUUCGGACGGCGCUUCAGGAGAAUAUCGGACUCGCGAAGGAACAGGGCGUGCCUGCGUUGUGGGGGAAGGCUUUGUCAACUGCCAUCAGCCAUUUGCGUCAGUAUACUCCGGCCAAGGUUGGUGAUCGUACGGUGAUGGACACACUCAUUCCCUUCGCCAUGGCCAUGGAAGAAGGACAAAGCUUUGAGCAGAGCGUCGCUGCGGCUGUCAAGGGAUCUGAAGGAACCAAGAAAUUGAAGCCAAAACUGGGCAGGGCUACUUACGUUGGUGUUGGUGCCGAUGACAACAAGGAGCUUCCUCCCGAUCCGGGUGCAUGGGGAGCCAUGGUCGGACUCCAGGGUCUCUUGUCGGCUCUUUGA